CGAAAACGGUGAGUUGUCGCGCCAUGGACACCACCAGCGACGCCCUGCCGCGCCGGACGCCACCGCCGCGACCAGUUCUACAUCCCAAGGAGACACUGCAGUCUAUUUUGAAGCAUGUGAACACAUCCGCUGCAUCGUCUGCGAUGGCGGACAACGGCUUGCUGUCUGUCGAGUCGCCUCUCCCGCGUGAAACUUCGAGUUACAUCAAGCAUCAUCGAAGUUAUACACCUCCGAAGCGCGUCCUGGUUCCAUUGCCGCCGUCAACAUCGAGUACGCAGCGGCAAUUGUUUCACCGACAGCAGAAGCACAAGCCUCCUUCCAUCAUUCAGAUCACACCAACGCCGACGCCCCAAUUUGAAGACGACAAUACGGUGGACGAGACCACAAUGCUCCACCGUCGACUCUUGCAUGCCGCCACGGUCGUCCGCACCCAGCGCAACCGGCGAGGUGGAGUACCGCAUUCGAAUUCCCCUCCACGAGCAAUCUCGGUGCCAUUUCGUCGCAGCAUCCAAGCGCCGUCGUUGUCUCAUCUAGUCGUCCCUCGCUAAUCGCCAUUAUCACGCUUCCACUGGCACUCGCUCGAUGGUGCAAUACGUCACUUCAUAACCGACGUCACCGUCGUUCUCGUCGGCGUCUCGAUGGGUGAUCGUUAGGACGGCAAAGUAACCGGCAUCAAGCCAUCCUAGGCCGCCACGUCAUUCCUUAAGACAAUGCUGACGCGUGUAUCGUACCUGGUGUUAACAACAGUUGGCCCUUCUCUUUCCACUCGAUUCGCCCUUCUCUCGAUUUUGCGUUGGGGGCAAUGCGGCAGCACCACGGAAGACGUGCCAGGUUCGCGUACACGUUGUUCUUCCAGUCGUCCAACACUUCCGCGGCGUAUUCCGUUCGCACUUCGAGUGGAAUAUGGUCUUCCAUCGACCCUUCCACAACGAGCUCCAUCCACCGAGAUGCAUGAAGUUCGUCUGGACGGAUGUCGUCGAUGUCGGCUGUGAGCGAAACCUUGACCUUGUCACAGUUGACCGAAUGAGGAGUCAGUCGUGGAGGUUUCUGGAGCUCAUGGGCUCGUUUUGUUGCUGGCGGAUCGUGCGGCCCAGGGAUGUAGAUGACUCGACACACGAUCAUCUCCAGUCGCGACAAGAUGGCUGUCAUAUCACCUUCUGCGGCGGCGAGAGACGCUUCCGUGGUCGUACCUUUUGACACGGGCGGCAUCACGAAGUUCCCGCAAACGAACACGACGUCGACAGCGUAAUGGCGGAUGAUGUGGUCGCAGAGCUUGUUCACCAUCUCGAUGUUUCCACGGAUGUUUGACAGCACAAGAACAUUGAGUCGCCGCUCGUCCGCGAAACCCAUCGAUUCCACCAUGGAGUGUCGCCUUUCAGAAAUGUACAAAC
Molecule: messenger RNA, 1391 nt
Organism: Aphanomyces invadans
Lineage: Eukaryota; Oomycota; Saprolegniomycetes; Saprolegniales; Verrucalvaceae
Exons: 3
Coding region: 24-548 (174 amino acids)
Source: RefSeq, a predicted model, not a curated record